ACGGGGAACCCCGGGUCGUCCAUGAACCUUCUAGAACCUUCCAGGGCUCACCUUCAGAGAUAACCUUCCUGGCCUCUCCUCCUGUGGGACCAUGGCUCCUCUCUUCCUCCUCCUCCUCCUCCCCGCGCUGGAUGCUGCCAGGACGAAGCCCAACGUGGUGCUCCUCAUGGCCGACGACCUGGGCAUCGGGGAUCCCGGCUGCUACGGGAACAAGACACUCAGGACGCCCAACAUCGACCGCCUGGCCAGAGAGGGGGUGAAGCUCACACAGCAUCUGGUGCCCACCCCUCUCUGUACGCCCAGCAGGGCGGCCUUCAUGACUGGACGCUACCCCGUACGCUCAGGCAUGGCGUCUCGGUCUCAAGUCGGGGUGUUCCUGUUCACCGCCUGCUCUGGGGGGCUUCCCAGCAGCGAGGUCACGUUCGCCCAGCUCCUGAAGGACCGAGGAUAUUCCACUGCGCUCGUUGGGAAAUGGCACGUGGGUGUGCACUGUCACAACAAGACGGACUUCUGCCAUCACCCGCUGCGUCACGGGUUCGAGUCCUUCUACGGCAUCUCCACCACCAACAUGCGGGACUGCAAGCCCGGCGCGGGCACCGUGUUCAGCCGCGCCUUCCGCUGGCUGGUCUUCGUCCCGCUGCAGGCGCUGGGCGUCACGUUGCUGAUGCUGGGCGCCCUGCGCUUCCUGGGCCUCGUGCUGGUGCCCCCAGCGCUGUUCAUCCUGCUGGCGCUGCUGGCCGCCGCCAUCCUGCUCCUCUUCCUCGCAUUCCUGCGUUACUUCCGGCCGCUCAACUGCUUCCUCAUGAGGAACUUCGACGUGGUGCAGCGACCCUUCACCUACCACAACCUCACCCAGGGCCUGGUGGACGAGGCCACGCAGUUCAUCCAACGGAAUACCCAGACGCCCUUCCUGCUCUUCCUGUCUUUCCUCCAAGUGCACACGGCUCUCUUCUCCUCCCCGGCCUUCACCAACAGGAGCCAUCAUGGGGCGUACGGCGACGCGGCCGAGGAGAUGGACUGGGCAGUGGGGAGGAUCUUGGAUGCGCUGGACAGGUUGGGAUUGGCCAACGACACCUUGGUCUACUUCACCUCGGAUCAUGGCGCCCACGUGGAAGAAGUCACGCCCCGGGGGGAGGUCCAUGGCGGGAGCAACGGAAUGUUCCGGGGGGGCAAAGCCAACACCUGGGAAGGAGGCAUCCGUGUCCCGGGCCUGGUCCGCUGGCCGGGCGUCCUGCGGCCUGGCCUGGAGGUGGAUGAGCCCACCAGCACCAUGGACGUCUUCCCCACGCUGGCCGCGCUGGCCGGGGCCCCCUUGCCCAGGGACAGGAUCAUCGAUGGCCGUGACUUGAUGCCCCUACUUCGAGGAGAAAUCGCCCGCUCUGAGCAUGAGUUCCUCUUCCACUACUGCAACUCCUACCUGAACGCCGUACGCUGGCACCCGAAGAACAGCACGUCCAUCUGGAAGGCCUUCUACUUCACGCCCAACUUCAGCCCCCCGGGUUCCAAUGGCUGCCACGACACCCACGUGUGCCUGUGUCAUGGCCGCCACGUCACACGCCAUGACCCCCCGCUGCUUUUUGACCUCUCCCGUGACCCCCGCGAGCUCACACCCCUGACACCCGCCACCGAGCCACGCUUCCACGCUGUGCUGCGCGCCAUGGCCCAGGCCGCCCAGAGACACAAGGACACCGUGCCCCGCCACGUCACCAACCAGCUCUCAAUGGGCCACCUGCUCUGGAAGCCAUGGCUGCAGCUGUGAUGUGGGUUGUGCAGCUCCUCCUCCAUCCAUCCACCCAUCCACCCAUC
Molecule: messenger RNA, 1806 nt
Organism: Dipodomys ordii (Ord's kangaroo rat)
Lineage: Eukaryota; Metazoa; Chordata; Mammalia; Rodentia; Heteromyidae
Product: steryl-sulfatase-like
Exons: 10
Coding region: 92-1759 (555 amino acids)
Molecular function (GO): arylsulfatase activity
Source: RefSeq, a predicted model, not a curated record